GCAGCUGCCGCCGCCGCCGCCGCCGCCGCCGCCAGCGCCGCCGCCACCGCCGCCGCCGUGUUCGGGUGUAGAAUUUGGAAUCCCUGCGUGUCGUUAACAAUGAAGCAGAGUUCGAACGUGCCGGCUUUCCUCAGCAAGCUGUGGACGCUUGUGGAGGAAACCCACACUAACGAGUUCAUCACCUGGAGUCAGAAUGGCCAGAGUUUUCUGGUUUUGGAUGAACAAAGAUUUGCAAAAGAAAUUCUUCCCAAAUAUUUCAAGCACAAUAAUAUGGCAAGCUUUGUGAGGCAACUGAAUAUGUAUGGUUUCCGUAAGGUUGUGCAUAUUGACUCCGGAAUUGUAAAGCAGGAACGAGAUGGUCCUGUUGAAUUUCAGCAUCCUUACUUCAAACAAGGCCAGGAUGACUUGUUGGAGAACAUUAAAAGGAAGGUUUCAUCUUCAAAACCAGAAGAAAAUAAGAUUCGUCAGGAAGAUUUAACAAAAAUUAUAAGCAGUGCUCAGAAGGUUCAAAUAAAACAAGAAACUAUUGAGUCCAGGCUUUCUGAAUUAAAAAGUGAGAAUGAGUCUCUAUGGAAGGAGGUGUCAGAAUUACGAGCAAAACACGCACAACAGCAACAAGUUAUUCGAAAGAUUGUCCAGUUUAUUGUUACAUUGGUUCAGAAUAACCAACUUGUGAGUUUAAAACGUAAAAGGCCUCUACUUCUAAACACUAAUGGAGCCCAAAAGAAGAAUCUGUUUCAGCAUAUAGUCAAAGAACCAGCUGAUAAUCACCAUCAUAAAGUUCCACACAGUAGGACUGAAGGUUUAAAGGCAAGGGAGCGGAUUUCAGAUGACAUCAUUAUUUAUGAUGUAACUGAUGAUAACGCAGAUGAAGAAAAUAUCCCAGUUAUUCCAGAAACUAAUGAGGAUGUUAUAUCUGAUCCCUCCAACUGUAGCCAGUACCCUGAUAUUGUCAUUGUUGAAGAUGACAAUGAAGAUGAGUAUGCACCGGUCAUUCAGAGUGGAGAUCAGAAUGAACCAGCCAGAGAAUCCCUAAGUUCAGGCAGUGAUGGCACCAGUCCUCUUAUGUCUAGUGCUGUCCAGCUAAAUGGCUCAUCUAGUCUGACCACAGAAGAUCCUGUGACCAUGAUGGAUUCCAUUUUAAAUGAUAACAUCAAUCUUCUGGGAAAGGUUGAGCUGUUGGAUUAUCUUGACAGUAUUGAUUGCAGCUUAGAGGACUUCCAAGCCAUGCUGUCAGGAAGACAGUUUAGCAUAGACCCAGAUCUCCUGGUUGAUCUUUUCACUAGUUCUGUGCAGAUGAAUCCCACAGAUUACAUCAAUAAUACAAAAUCUGAGAAUAAAGGAUUAGAAACUACCAAGAACAAUGUAGUUCAGCCAGUUUCAGAAGAGGGAAGAAAAUCUAAACCCAAAACAGAUAAGCAGCUUAUCCAGUACACUGCCUUUCCACUUCUUGCAUUCCUCGAUGGGAACCCUGCUUCUACUGUUGAACAGGGGAGUACAGCAUCAUCAGAAGUUAUGUCCUCUGUAGAUAAACCCAUAGAAGUUGAUGAGCUUCUGGAUAGCAGCCUAGAUCCAGAGCCAACCCAGAGUAAGCUUGUUCGCCUGGAGCCAUUGACUGAAGCCGAAGCUAGUGAAGCCACACUGUUUUAUUUAUGUGAACUUGCUCCUGCACCUCUGGAUAGUGAUAUGCCACUUUUAGAUAGCUAAAUCCCCAAGAAGUGGACUCUACAUGUAUAUAUUCAUCAAAAUGAUGAACUAUUUAUUUUAAAGUAUCAUUUGGUACUUUUUUUUGUAAAUUGCUUUGUUUUGUUUAAUCAGAUACUGUGGAAUCAAAAGCACCUUUUGCUUUUCUCACUUACACACUCUUGCAAAGCUUUCAGAUGUUACUCGGCUACGUAGGUACACAGAAUUUAAUGCACAUUGUUGGCAUUAUCUUUAAGUUGGCUUCAAAUGGCCAUUUUUCUCCAGUUGUAGUAACUUGGAUUUCUUUUUUACAUAUAUGCCCAUUAACCCCAGUUAAACUUUUGUUUGUUUUACUUGUUUGAUGCUGUCUGUUUGCAUUGAGUGUAAGUCACUAGAACUAAUGGUAAAACUCUUAAACCUUUGUCUGUUCCAGUUACUUUUAUCAAAUAUUUUUCACUUGGCUUAUUUUUAAAACUGGGAACAUAAAGUGCCUGUAUCUUGUAAAACUUCAUUUGUCUCUCUUGUUCAGAGAAGUUCAUUCAUGUUCAAAGGAAAGGCAAAGUAUACAUGAGUGCUUGCUGUCAGAUAGGGCUCCAGCUCCAUACACAUAAAAAGAAGGGGGAUGGGAUGGCGUCAGCCCCAUCCAUCUCGUUGGACUAGUUUUAAGUAAAAGUUUUCUGAUUUGUUUGUGUUUUUUUUUUGAACCAUACUAUUUAGUAAAAUAAAUAUAAUGAAUGU
This is a messenger RNA of Neomonachus schauinslandi (Hawaiian monk seal), 2421 nucleotides long. It is a transcript of the gene HSF2, whose product is annotated as heat shock transcription factor 2. Gene Ontology annotation, molecular function: DNA-binding transcription factor activity; sequence-specific DNA binding. The coding region runs from base 100 to 1707 and encodes 535 amino acids. The record is from RefSeq and is a predicted model, not a curated record. Gene Ontology annotation, biological process: regulation of DNA-templated transcription. The transcript is spliced from 13 exons. Lineage: Eukaryota; Metazoa; Chordata; Mammalia; Carnivora; Phocidae.